AUGCCGGAGAAUAAGGUUUUCCCAUGGGUCGAGAAGUAUGGGGGCACAUCAGAUCCGGUGAAACAUCUGAGAUCGUUCGUAGAUGCUAUGGCGGUCUAUUCAUCCAAUGAGCUGGUUUGGUGCAGGGUAUUCUCUUUAUCCUUGAAGGAUGAAGCUUUAGAUUGGUUUCACUUACUGCCACCUCGAAGCAUUGAUGGGUUCGUUACCCUAAGGCAGUUGUUUAGCCAGCAGUACGCUUCAAACCGUUCGCGAGGUUUGACUUAUACGGCCCUUGUCAGGAUGAAACAAGGGCGGGAAGAAUCAUUGAAAGGGUUUAUGGAGCGCUUCAACCGAACCGCUCGGCAAGUGCGGAACGUAGACCAACGACUGAUAGUAAGCGCACUUACAACAGCGCUUAGACCCGGUCCUUUUGUAGAUUAUCUAUACGAGGAGGAACCCCAGUCUAUGGGUGAGCUGCAGAAUAAGCUGGUCGGGUUUAUACGCAUAGAGGAGGGGAGGUCGUAUCGCAACGAUCAGGGGGAAGAAGGAAUGGCAAGGGAGAGGUCGGGGCGGGACCGAAGAGGAGAAAAACGGCCGGUCGGAGGGGAGCAUAGGAUGACGGUGAAGCGAGGGGCAGAGGUACAAAGAGCGCAAGAGUAUUUCCAUCACACUCCGUUGAGUGCCCCGAGGGUGAGAGUCUUGGAGGAAGCCUUAAGGGCUAAUCUGCUAACGGUGGCACGGUCUCCUACCCCUCGGGGAGCAGACGAGAGUAAACAUUGUCGUUAUCAUCAGAACAUGGGACAUUCCACAGAGGAUUGUGUCGCGUUGAGGGACAAGUUAGAGAGUUUGGUACAGGUUGGGCACCUAAGGGAGUUUGUCCGUAGGGAGAAUCCUAACCCGAGAGGGGCCACGGGAAGACACAGAGGACAAUUACCGGUCGGCCAGAGAGCUCAACCGACCGCCGAACGGACGGAGGGCGAGGGAAGUGGAGAUAGGCCUCUAAGAGGAGUAAUAAAUACCAUUUCGGGCGGGUUUGCUGGAGGAGGGGCGUCCUCGGCCGCCCGAAAGCGGCAUUUGAGAAACUUGCAUAGCGUGAACAAGGUGGGGAUCGGCAGAAGAACCAUGUCGUCCAUAACCUUCUCGGAUGAGGAUUUCCAUGCACCGGACCCGGACUAG
Messenger RNA from Vigna radiata var. radiata (mung bean), 1155 nucleotides. RefSeq lists its product as uncharacterized. NCBI's taxonomy places the organism in Eukaryota, Viridiplantae, Streptophyta, Magnoliopsida, Fabales, Fabaceae. The coding region runs from base 1 to 1155 and encodes 384 amino acids. The record is from RefSeq and is a predicted model, not a curated record. The transcript has a single exon.